Molecule: messenger RNA, 8634 nt
Organism: Cyprinus carpio (common carp)
Lineage: Eukaryota; Metazoa; Chordata; Actinopteri; Cypriniformes; Cyprinidae
Product: glutamate receptor-interacting protein 2-like
Biological process (GO): neurotransmitter receptor transport, endosome to postsynaptic membrane
Molecular function (GO): protein binding
Source: RefSeq, a predicted model, not a curated record
UACCCCAUACAUCUAUACCGCACUGCUUCACUUAUUAGGAGUAUUAUGAAGUUGAUGCAUUGUGUGGAGUAUUGUGAUCAUCCCUUAACCACAACUGUAUUACAUAGAGCGAUAAACUCAGCUCUGCUGUGAUUAAUUAUAGCGGAAUUCCAAUAAGGGAAAAGAAAGGAGUAAUUCUAUUCAAUUCCCAAAAGCUUUUCAUGGUUACCAGCUGAGCUAGAAAGACAAAAUGAUAGAGACAUAUAAAGAGUGAUCAAGAGUGCAAAAAAAACGAUGAUGGGCAAGCAGUGCACUGGAGGAAUUGAGUGGAAAAAAAGGAGAAGAAUACUGCAAAAGGAGGGAGUGAUGCCGGGAAAGGUGAGGAGUUAUAAAUAUUGAUUACCGUUCUUGUACCGAUCCAAAGACAUGACAAGGUAGCACUCAGGUGCAAGGUGUUCUUUGGCAAGAACGCGAAACAACUCGUUUGUUCCCAGGCUCGUUUUUUUACUCCCUCACUCGCUCUGUCAUUCUGACAGAUGCCGCCUUGCCUGAGAGCGCCACAACUUUCCUCAGCUAGGAUGGGGAUGUAACGUGUAGAGAGGUAGAGAAUGAGAAAUUGCCUUUUCUUGUUUCGUCUCCCAGCCUUUGUGGAGUGGCGGACUGCUCCUGAGAGUGCCAUGUGACUACUUCCACAGUGCUUUGGAGCUAUUUUCCCCCUCUCCCUCUCUUUUUUCCUUCCAACGAUGAGUCGCUGAAGAGGAGAGGAGGUGGAAAGAGGAGGAUAUGUUUUCCGUUUCGCUCAAGUGCCGGAUGGGGGUCAUCAGACGCAGGAUCAAGGAUGAUGGGCCGUACUCUAAGGGGAACAAGGAUUCAAUGGGGCCAGACAACUCCCUCACAUCCAGAAGACAAAGCAUCCCAGAACUGCGUGGGGUUACAUUGGUUGAGCUGAUUAAGAAGGAAGGAAGCACUUUAGGUCUCACCAUCUCGGGCGGAACAGACAAGGACGGCAAACCACGCGUCUCCAACCUGCGGCCGGGUGGACUGGCGGCUAGGAGCGAUCAGCUCAACGUGGGCGACUACAUCAAGUCAGUCAAUGGGAUCAACCUGACCAAGCUGCGUCACGACGAGAUCAUCAGUCUGCUAAAAAACGUAGGCGAGCGUGUCGUGCUGGAAGUGGAGUAUGAACUGCCUUCACCUGCGCCAGACAGUACCUCAGGUGUUAUUUCCAAGACAAUCGAGAUCUGUUUGCAGAAAGAGGGCAACAGCUUCGGCUUUGUUAUGCGAGGUGGAUCCCAUGAGGACUGGCACAGAUCUCGUCCUUUGGUGGUCACACAUGUCCGACCUGGUGGUCCUGCUGACAGGGAAGGGACCCUAAAAGCAGGCGAUCGGAUCUUAAGUGUGGAUGGUGUGGUUUUACACAGUGCCCCUCUGAGCGAUGCUCUUACAGUACUGACUCAGUGUGGCCAGGAGGCCCUGUUCCAGAUCGAGUACGAUGUCUCCAUCAUGGACUCGGUGACAAACGCUUCAGGUCCUCUGCUGGUAGAGAUUGCCAAGGCGCCCGGAGCCAGUCUAGGAAUCACUCUGACCACUGCCAUGCACAGGAACAAACAGGCCAUCGUCAUCGACAAGAUCAAGCCCGCCAGUGUGGUGGACAGGUCUGGAGCGUUACACGUGGGUGAUCAUAUCCUGUCUAUAGAUGGCACCAGCACAGAGCACUGCUCCGUCCUGGAGGCCACGCAGCUGCUGGCCAGCACUACUGAUCAGACCAAACUAGAGAUCCUCCCCGCACACCAAACACGCCUGCCCGGGAAACCCCAGGACACUGUGAAAAUUCAGAAAAGUGACCACCCGCACUGCUGGGACCCCUGUGUGAACUACUGCCAUUCUCAACAUCCUGGUCACUGUAAGACAUCGACAUGGACCUCUACUUCCAGUAACCCAUCCAGCUCUCAGGAUUACUGCAAAUCGGUAGUCUGCACUAACUUCUCUCCUGGGUCCACUACCACAUCAGGCAUGACCAGCCAGGGUUCGAGCACGCUGCCCCGGGCCGCUCCUCCCAUGAGCCCACGGAACUCCAUGCUAAAGAGACGACAAAGGAAAAAAGAGCACAAAAGCUCCUCUGUGUCUUUAGCCUCAAGUUCUGUGGGCCCUGGUGGUCAGAUCAUCCACACAGAGUCCAGUGAGGUCACUCUGAGAGGAGACCCUCUAAAUGGGUUUGGGGUUCAGCUGCAAGGUGGAAUAUUUGCGACAGAGACCCUCUCUGCACCCCCUCUUAUCCGCUUCAUAGAGCCGGACAGCUCGGCCGAAAGGUGUGGGCUUCUCCAGGUUGGAGACAGAGUCUUAUCCAUCAACGGAAUUCCUACAGAAGACGGAACGCUGGAAGAGGCCAAUCAGCUGCUCCGGGAUGCUGCUCUGGCCAAUAAGGUCACGCUAGAGAUUGAGUUUGAUGUAGCAGAAUCUGUUGUGCCUAGCAGUGGAACAUUCCAUGUGAAGCUGCAGAAGAAACGAGGAGUGGAACUGGGCAUCACAAUCAGUGCCAGUAAGAAACCAGGAGAGCCUCUUAUCAUAUCUGACAUUAAAAAAGGCAGCAUAGCACACAGAACAGGAACUCUGGAGCCUGGAGACAAGCUGCUGGCCAUAGAUAACAUCCGUCUGGAGAACUGCUCCAUGGAGGACGCCGUCCAGAUCCUCCAGCAGAGCGAAGACCUGCUCAAACUCAAAAUCCGCAAGGAUGAGGACAACUCAGACGAGCAGGAGUCAUCCGGCUCCAUCAUCUACACGGUGGAGCUGAAGCGCUACGGCGGCCCGCUAGGCAUCACCAUCUCCGGCACCGAGGAGCCCUUUGACCCCAUCAUCAUCUCAGGCCUGACCAAGAGGGGUCUCGCUGAGAGGACUGGAGCCAUUCAUGUUGGCGAUCGUAUUCUGGCCAUCAACAGUGUCAGUCUGAAGGGGAAGCCGCUCAGUGAAGCCAUACACCUGCUGCAGAUGGCAGGAGAAACCGUCACCCUCAAGAUCAAGAAACAGACCGACACAGCAGAUGAUAAGAACGAUCUGGAUAAUGAGCUCAGCGAUAACGAGGACGACAUGACCGACUCGCAGAAGACCAAUAAACUGUCGGACAUUUAUUCCACCACUAUCCCCAGUGUGGAUUCGGCCAUGGAGUCGUGGGACGGCUCGGGAAUCGACGGCGGUUACAGCAGCCAAGGUGCCUACACCCAUCAGGCCGCUGGGAUUGCGCUACACCCUCACGAGUGGCGUAACAGCAAGCAGAGGAACAGCACGCCUCCUCCGUCCCGCCGCAAGAACUACCCCUUCAGUGACGGAGGAUUCAGUGAGGACGACUGGGACAAAGCUGCCGGAUACAGCAGCCAGCCGCAUGCAGACGGCCUCAUGAUGGAGCAGGAGGACAGUUUCUGGUGCCAGGCCCUGGAAGACCUGGAGACCUGCGGCCAGUCCGAGCUCCUGCGCGAGAUCGAGGCAUCGAUAAUGACCGGCAGUGCCCUGAGUUUGGGUGUAGAGGGUGGAAAGGCCCACGGCGAGACGGUCAACCAACCUCACCUCAGCCCUCUGAGAAAAGCCCCGCAUCUCGUCAACGAAACCAAGAACAAGAGCACGCUCCGUAUGUCCGAGAAGACCUGGGAGUCACGGAGGAUCAAAGAAGAGAUCCAGGACAUCCUGUCGCCCACACCGUUAGAGCUGCACAAGGUGACUGUGAUGAAAGACCCAGAGAGCGAUGACUUUGGAUUCAGCGUAUCGGACGGUUUCUUGGAAAAGGGUGUUUACGUGAACAUGAUCAGACCUGAAGGUCCAGCGGAUCGUGCUGGACUCAAACCCUACGACAGGAUCCUUCAGGUGAACCACGUGCGGACGCGAGAAUUCGACUGCUGCUUAGCUGUGCCCCUCAUCACAGAGGCCGGAGACAAACUUGAGCUGGUGAUUAGCCGAAACCCAUUAGCACAGCCGGGUGUUGCCCAGCCCCACGACUGCCAUCCACACUUCAACCCUGUAGGCCAUUCCCGUGAGCACCAGACCAGCACGCUGGACCUGUGACCACUGGGUAACUCAGACUAUGACCACCCCGGCCAUUUGUUGCAAUCAGAAGGAGCCAUGAUUCACUGUAUUCAUUACAAAACUCAAAUAAACUGAAAUGUCCAGAUUAUAAAGAGUGAUCGUGGAAACGAAACAACAAAAGAGUUGAGCCAGUUUUCAGUACAAAACUCGAAAGGAUCUGAGCCAGUUUUUUGUUCUGAGACAGAACAAAACAAAACAAAAAAGUGUUGGACUACUACAUUGCAUACACCAUACAUGCCCAUCAAAACAUUCUUUUUUUUCUUUACUAUGGAGCCUAGCACAUGAUACGGGGAGAAAUAUUAAUAUAAUGGCCACAAAAUAAGAAUUCAUUCUCAUGACUUAAUUAUUCUCCAAGUUUUUGUAAAUCAUGGCCACGUUGUACUGACUCAUUCCCUCAUUCCCAUUUUCAUAAAUCAUGGUCACGUACUGAUUGUACUGAUUUCCUCAUUUUAGUAAAUUGUGGCCAUGCUCUACUGAUUCAUUCCCAUGUUUUAGUAAAUUGUGGCCACAUUGUACUGAUUCGUUCCUUCGUUUUUGUAAAUCGUAGUCACAUUGUACUGAUUUGUUUCCUUGUUUUAGUAAAUUGUACUAAUUCAUUCCCUUGUUUUGGUAAACCGUGGUCUAAACAAAGGUACGAAUUAGUGUAAUGUGACUGCAUUCAGCUAAAAUGAAGAAACAUUUAAUUUAAUUCUUAAUUUGUGGCCAAGAUGUAGAUGUGUUUUUUUUCCCCGUACAGUGUUUUUUUUUUUGGUUUUAUUUUCUUGAAAUGUUUUAUUUAUUUAUUUAUUUUGGAUAAAAACAUACUGUGUCCAAAUGUUUACAAAAAAGAAAAAGAAUUCUGCUUUUGAAGUAGAUCGCCAUUAGACGUAAACAUUUUUUAAAUGUUUCUUAUGUUUUCAGUAGCAAGUGUUUUUACUUCCAAAACAAACUACAAAUUAAGCUUUAUUUUUGUUUUAGUCCUGGAUGAGUCACUGAAGGAAUACCUUCAGGCACACAUUGUCCUUUCUCACAAACACAUACACUACUACUAUAAACAGACAAAACACAGCCAUUGUUCCCUAAACGCAUAAACAUUAUAGACUCCCUACAAAUAAACUUAAAUUUGCCUCUGUGUCAGACACAAACAUACACACAAGCGCUUCAGGCCACGAGUGCCAUGACAACAAUGCGCAUGGUGACUGCCUGCUGCUCUAACACUAAAGUUGCUGUUUGAUAUUGCCAACAAAGACUUCACAGCCUCUCUGUCAACAAAACAUUUCUUAUUUCCCAGGAGUAUGAUGCAUUUUCCAUGAAUAGGGUAUAUUUAAGUGUGCCAUUACUUUUUUAUUGCAAUAAACACAAAAUUACAUGAUAUAUAUCAUGUUGUUAUUUUGCACAAUAUGCUAAAUUUAAUUAAUUUUCAAUUAACUGUAGUCGAAAUAAUUUUUAAUAUUAACACAUUUUAUCCAUCAGAAUUAAUAUGUACAGUAGCUUUGUCCUGCAUUUUGUGUGCAACCCUGUUACUUUAUGAAUUCCCCCCAAAAUUUAAUUUCCUUAAAAUAUUAGAACAUGAAAUUAUUGGACACCUUUGACAAGGCAGAAAAAGAAAAGAAAAAAGUAAAUAAUAUUUACAUAAAUACUAGUGUUAAUCAAGUUUAAUCGUUCGACUAUAUUAUUGUAACAAAAAUGAUCAAACAAAUAUGAUAUUUUGAAUUAAAAUUAUUUGUCAAAUAUGGUUAUCAAUGACUACAAACCAACAUUUGAUCCCAAACUAGUAGGCCUCUACUGAGUGAUGGCAUAAUUUUGGCUAAAUUUUAAAAACAGGGUUGAAAUAAUUGCAGACCUGAUAUAAAAUGGCUAGAAAAGAAAGCAUGAUAAUUUGACUGAAAUUAAUAAUCAACAUUUUCUGAAGGAAAGUGACUUAUUUUGUAUGUAAUUUUACCCUAUUUGUGCAAAGUGCAUUUGCUCAAGAUUCUUUCAUGAGAAACAAGAAGGUGUGAUAAUGAUAUGCACACACUUAAUUUGUGACACAUUUUUAGUUAGCAGUAUGUACUUCCAUUACCUACACCCUCAAACGGCAACAUGUACUCUCAUGCAGCAAUAAAAUGGGGGUUUGACAUGGCCUGGCUUCAUUGACAUGUCAUUGACUUCUUGAAAAGAAAAUACUGUGGUAGCCCUACCUUUUCUCUCCACAUACCUCUCUUGAUCUUUCAACACCAAACUGCUGCCGCAACGUAGCAUUCGCUCCAGUCCCCACAAACAUCCAGGCCUCAAGGGCACGUUCUUUCACGGUAGACUGUCGCCAGGCUGCCAUUUGCCACCACUGGCCAAAUAAUUACAAAUGUUUCCGCCACAGGCUAUUUCAGACACAUCAGUUCAGGGGUGUUUGUAAAGCUGUCACAUCGUUAACUCAUGUUCCGCACUUGUGGGGCACCUAGGUUUUACAAAGUCACGUCUCUGUGGACAUGUGCGGCCCCACGAUCUAUUAACCUCCACUAAACAUUUAUCUAGUGUUUCACAAAUGUGCGAUUCAUGGACUCCAUUGGGCCGUGGUUGAAUUUCUCCUGACAGCUGAAAGGGGAACUGAGGACAUUUAGUGUCGUCUGUUGUGUUGCGUGUUUGUAUCAUGGAAUAUUCUGCUGCUAUGAGAACCGUUUCACCCCACAAGACAAUUCUUUUGUGGAACAUUUGACGUGAACAACUGGUUAAAGCGGCUAAAGUAAACUUGUUGAGGGUGUGUUUUAUCCCUUUGUGUGUGUUCGUGGGCUUGAGAUAUAUGGAAUCUAAUGUCUUUGAAGUUUCUCAGAAACCACCGUUAGGAUGCCUCCUGACUAGGUUUGGGAAUCAAUAACCGGUUUUAUUCUGGGAACUGAUUCCAUUUUUUUUUUUUUUUUCAUAUGCAAAGUGAACACUGUGUUCUAAAUACUCUUAAAAAAUGUAUUUAAUUAGGUUUCUCAAAGACCACUGUUAAGAUGCUUCCUGGCUAGAUUUGGGGAUCAAGAAGCGUUUUUAUUCUGGCAAAUGGUUCCACUUUUUGCAUGGGAACACUGUGUUCUAAAUACUCUUUUAAUUGGGUUACGUUUCCAAUAUACAUAGUUGGGACAGACCCUACAGAGUAUUUUUAUCCUGGAUGAAGAAAUGUAUCAUUUUUCUAAUCCAACUUAUUAAGAGAAGAAAAUUUCUAGCUCAUCCAAAUUCUGUCAUUAUUUACUUUACUAAAAUUAUUGCCAAAUUUUUAGCGCAGAGCUAUUAUAUGUGCUUUUUGCAACCUGAUGGACAAGGACACUAUGAUGUUGGUUUUCUUCCAUUAUUUUUUUUUUUUUUUUUUUUUUUUUUAGACCUAAAUAACAUUUUUCCACUGUAAAGAACCUUUUAUGGAAUGGAACAUUUCCGUGGAUGUUACAGUUUCCUUAUGGAACCAUCAAUGUUAAUAAAGAACCUUUAUUUUUAAGAGUGUGAGUAAAUAAUGACUCCAAUAAUUUUCAUUUUGUGGUAAAGUACUCCUGUCAACACUAAAAAGUUACCCACUUGGACUGUUGAAAGCUACAUUUGUCCCUGUAUAGGUUGCAGACUUAAAUGUUUCUCGGUUCACCUAAUAACCAUAAGCAAUGCUCAGCUCAGCUAUAUCCUGUUUUUCCCCUCAUUCAGGACUUCCUCCCUUGUGUGAUUCAAGCAGUUUUCCCACACUUAAAAGUCUGAUUUUGGGGGUUAUUUCUCCUUCAGUGUGGUCCUGUCCACACCAAAACACUUAUACCCUGUAAUUAUUUGUGGAUUAGGUGAAUUUAUUUCCUCACCCUGCAGUCUUUACUACCAUGUUGAAAGCACAAGCAAAAUCUAUUUGCAGUAAAGUAGAAAGCACUUAUUGUUCUACAAGACUUUGGUGAACAAUCAGAGUCUCUGUUCAGGCCCAUCGCAUUAGGAGUCUACCCAGGGCUUGCUCCUAGGCCCCUUUAAGUUUUCGUUUUUUCUCCCCACUACCUUCUAGUUGGUUGCAGAAUUCCAGUAACUGCCUCCAAAAGCUGACUACAAAAAAGAAGACCUUUAUUUUAUGUAAAAUUUCUUUUUUGGGUCUACUUUGUGGUAGACCACAUUUUGUCUGCAGGUCAUCACAAUGCAGGCAAGUAAGUGAAGUCUCAAAGAAGGGACAGUUUAAUUUCUGAGACGUUUAACAAUGGUAUUGUUUAGUGUAAGUAUUUUAACAUGUUGUAUGUACUAUUCCAGGAGAAAAGACAAUGGGGUUCCUUUUAUACGUGCAAUAUUGAGACCAGAGAAGGCUUUUAAAGGAUUUUACAUAAGCUUUAUAAAGCUCCAAACAUGUUCAUCCCUAUGCAUUUUGAAUUCCUAAUUAAUGUAUGCAUUGAUAUUUAUGUGUAUUUUUGAAUGUGUAAUAUGAAAGUUCUAUUCUCUGUACAGUAUUUUUGUAUGAACUCUAAAUCUUGCUGUUUCCACAGCGUAUUUGAAGCACAAUGGAGAAAGAGAACCAAUAAUCAAGUCUAUUCUGGUUUGGCUAGACUGGUUUGGUGUUGAGACCCAUUCCUAAUCGAUACGGGAAUGUGCUAAUGAUAUCCUUUUCUAAAAACAACUGAAUAAAAGAGGUAAAAUGCA